Molecule: messenger RNA, 636 nt
Organism: Schizosaccharomyces osmophilus
Lineage: Eukaryota; Fungi; Ascomycota; Schizosaccharomycetes; Schizosaccharomycetales; Schizosaccharomycetaceae
Product: serine O-acetyltransferase
Exons: 3
Coding region: 1-636 (211 amino acids)
Molecular function (GO): acetyltransferase activity
Source: RefSeq, a predicted model, not a curated record
AUGCCAACUCUAGAAAACCCCGUUCAGACGAAGCGAAGCUUCAAAACAAAAGAGUACCAAAAGAUGAUCCAAGGAGAAUUAUAUUAUGCUCCUGAUGCAGAACUCGAUGAAGCAAGAGAAUUUGCCAAAGCGGUCGCACGUCAAUACAACGACACCCUUGGAAAUCCAAAAAAGCUUAGUAAUGACGAGUUGAAAAAAUAUAGAGCAGCCAUCUUAUCCCAAGUGAUGUCGUUUGAAGAUGACGGUUCUUCUGUGUAUAUGGAACCUCCUAUAAAUCUCGAUUACGGUCUCCAUAUUCACAUUGGGAAAAAUUUUUAUGCCAACAACAAUUGUAAUUAUCUCGAUGUUGCUCCCAUUACCAUUGGAGACAAUGUUUUAUUUGGUCCUGGUGUACAAUUAUGCACAGCUACUCAUCCGUUGGACAUCGCAACCCGAAACAGUGCACAGGAACUUGCGAAACCUAUCAAGGUCGGUAAUAACGUUUGGAUAGGUCUGAGUGCCGUUAUUUUACCAGGCGUCACGCUUGGCGAUGGCUGUGUUAUCGGCGCAGGCUCCGUCGUUACGAAGGAUAUUCCUCCCAAUACAGUAGCAGUUGGUUCGCCUGCUCGUGUCGUCAAGGAAAUUGACCAAAAAUGA